Messenger RNA from Cavenderia fasciculata, 618 nucleotides. RefSeq lists its product as uncharacterized. The record is from RefSeq and is a predicted model, not a curated record. The transcript has a single exon. Bases 1 to 618 code for a protein of 205 amino acids. Lineage: Eukaryota; Evosea; Eumycetozoa; Acytosteliales; Cavenderiaceae.
AUGUCAAACUAUUCACUUCAAUUCUCAUUCACUCAAGCUGGACUUGCUGCUCUUGCUUCAUCACAAGAAAAAGUAUGUGUUGUAAAAAGUGUUAAUGGAAAAGUAUCCAAUGUUGUAUGGGUCACAUUCAAACCAUUCUUGAAUAAUACUUUACAAUGGCAAGAGCUGUAUGGAUUAUACGCAAGUAACACUCAAAUCCAGAAUGGUGCUACCAUCAGUCGUAUCUCUACUCUCAAGUCUGUCAGCAAGACCCAUCAAUAUCCAUUCAACAAUGCCGGUUUCUUUGACCAAGCCAAUGGCACCUCUGUCAAGUCUUAUGGUCUUGUCAACAACUAUGGCGAGCCACUCACAUUUGGUCUCACCCAAACUGCCGUCAUCAAUGGAAAGGAGGUUGACAGUGAGCUAAAUGCCACCACUGUGCUCAACAAUCAAUCAGCCGAAUACACACCAAUUGUCACUCUUUCCGUCUAUGUAGCUGCAUCAUUCAACAAUGGUAGUGUCAUCUCUGACAUUAGUGGUCAAGCUCUCACUCUCACCUACACCUCUGAUACCAACAAAUCUGUCUUUUUCGAUGACAGCAGCAGUAUGUUUGUUGAAGGAAGUAUUCCUUUAAAUUAA